GAGAGCAGAGACCCCAUAGAAUACACUGCCUCUUUCUGUAGCACGCUCAUACACACAGACUGGAACAGACUAAGGCAAAGAGAGAGAGAAAAACAGACGCACUACAAAAUACGCAACAAUAGCAGCCGUUGAAGCUCAAACCACCACAAGAGAUGGGGCCCGGAUUGUUUUGGAACUUCCCUUCAAAGGCUAACUGCACGGUGCCGCAGAGCCUGCUGCAGACCAUGUUGCUCUCCAGGAUGGCUGGGAUGAAGGAGCAGCAAUUUACGGAGGAGAAACCCCUACUACCGGAGCAGAGAGGGCAAGAUACUGAGAUGAGAGACCAAGGGCGGUGUGUGAACGCACUCCCAUGCGCAAGCCCUGCGCCACUCACCGCCCCCUCUUCCUCAAGCCGCCCCCCACAACGGUGGCAUGUGAUCGCGCGGCACUGGCUCCACCAGACCCGCAAUCGGACCAGUGGGUGCAUCCCGGAGAACUGUGAGACCCUGAUGCCAAUUGGAGACUGGAAGGAACAUGACAUUGAGACUCCGUAUGGGAUGCUACACGUGGUUAUUCGUGGGGCCCCCAAAGGAAACAAGCCUGCCAUCCUCACCUACCAUGAUGUGGGGCUUAACCACAAGUUGUGCUUCAACAGCUUCUUCCACAACGAGGACAUGCAGGAGAUCACCAAGCACUUUGUGGUGUGUCAUGUGGAUGCUCCUGGACAGCAGAUUGGAGCCUCUCAGAUGCCACAGGGGUACCAGUACCCCACCAUGGACCAGCUGGCAGGCAUGCUGCCCAGUGUAGUGCAGCACUUUGGAUUCAAGAGCAUUGUGGGCAUUGGAGUUGGGGCUGGCGCUUACGUCCUGGCCAAAUUUGCUCUGAUCUUCCCUGAUCUGGUGGAGGGCCUGGUGCUGCUCAACAUCGACCCCAACGGGAAGGGCUGGAUCGACUGGGCCACUGGCAAGCUCUCUGGGCUCACCAGUGCUCUUCCAGACACAGUCCUGCCCCACCUCUUUAGCCAGGAGGAGCUGAUGAACAACACAGAGCUGGUCCAGAGUUACCGUCAACAGAUCAACAACACCGUCAACCAGGUCAACCUGCAGCUCUUCUGGAACAUGUACAACAGCCGUAGGGAUCUGGAGAUGAACCGCUCUGGGACCAUCAUCAAUGCCAAGACCCUGAAGUGCCCUGUCAUGCUUGUUGUUGGUGACAAUGCUCCAGCUGAGGAGGGAGUGGUUGAAUGUAAUUCCAAACUUGACCCGACCAACACCACCUUCUUAAAGAUGGCUGACUCUGGUGGACUUCCUCAGCUCACACAGCCUGGAAAACUGUCCGAAGCAUUCAAGUACUUCCUUCAGGGGAUGGGCUACAUUGCGUAUGUGAAGGAUCGGAGGUUGAGUGGAGGGCCAGUGCCCUCUGCCAGUAUGACCCGUCUGGCACGCUCCCGAACGGCCUCACUGACCAGUGGCAGCUCCAUUGAGAGCUCUCGUAUCCGGGGUUUUACACACACUGACAGCAACGAGGGCCAGGUCAGCCACACCAUGGAGGUGUCCUGCUGAACCCUCAAACACACACACGUAGAUAAACAGACAGACAGAAUGACGUUGGUUGGAGAGAGAUGAGUUUCUACUUUGAAAUUGUUAGUGCAGGAUGUUCUCUCUAUCUAUCUCUAUUUGUCUUUGUCCUAGUAAUAUCUUUCCCAAAGUCCCUCAGUAUUUUACAACUUUUGCCCCUCCCCCCACUGUAAAAUGACACCAAUGUAUUACUCUCCCCCCUUAAACUUAAGAAAGUUUUGGUUUUCUUGAAUUGUCGUCUAUUUUGCUCAGUGUCUCCUCCCCCUUAAUUUUCUCCUGCUCCCCCAGCCCUCCACCUCCACCUGCGCCCGCCCUCCUCCCACCCAUAGCCUCAUCUGCCCCCUCCCACACUCAUCCGCUUGCCUGCCGAGAGUUUCUAUGAGGUGGUCAAUGAUGGUAGUUAAGUGGUUUAUGGUCAGUGAGGAUGGUUGGGUCACUGGGGAAAAGACAUACCUGACAAUAUGUAUUAGGUUGCUCUAUUCUUGCUCUUUGUCUGGGAAGUUGAAGAUUUGACAGAAAGCAGCACACAGCCUUAUAUUUCAGAGGGGGUUUGUAUCACAUUGUGGAGGAUGUGUCUGUCUGACAGCUACUAGAUCAGUAUUCCCACUCCACAUUCCAUGCGUGGCGUUUUCCCAUUGAUUGUCAUAAAAAGCAUAAAUACGUGUAGAGUGAUUCUAUACCCAUGUAGCCCACGUGACUCCACUCACCUGCAUUGGUAGGAGCAUCCACCCUAUAGGCAGUGUGACCACGGUCAUUUCCAGCUCCCUAAAAUGGAAGUAGUUCUGCCGAGGAUCGGUUCUUAGUGGUCUCCCAAAUGACAAUCACACCUUGACCCAAACCAAA
Molecule: messenger RNA, 2399 nt
Organism: Oncorhynchus gorbuscha (pink salmon)
Lineage: Eukaryota; Metazoa; Chordata; Actinopteri; Salmoniformes; Salmonidae
Product: protein NDRG4
Exons: 19
Coding region: 153-1541 (462 amino acids)
Biological process (GO): brain development; positive regulation of ERK1 and ERK2 cascade; signal transduction
Cellular component (GO): cytoplasm
Source: RefSeq, a predicted model, not a curated record